Molecule: messenger RNA, 2001 nt
Organism: Acanthaster planci (crown-of-thorns starfish)
Lineage: Eukaryota; Metazoa; Echinodermata; Asteroidea; Valvatida; Acanthasteridae
Product: histone-lysine N-methyltransferase SMYD3-like
Cellular component (GO): nucleus
Molecular function (GO): protein binding
Source: RefSeq, a predicted model, not a curated record
UUCUCCAUGUUCAACCACAGUUGCGAUUUCAACUGUGUCGCAAUCCACACGGGGACAGCUGUCAAUGUCAGGACAACCAGGGACAUUCCAGCCAACAAAGAGUGUUUUGUGAGCUACGUUGACGUCUUGAAACCGACAGCAACAAGAAAUAACAUUCUUCGAAAUGUCUUUCAGUUCAUGUGCAAGUGCCCCCUCUGUAGAGAUACCAGUCGGGACAAUCUACGUCAUAGUGUGCAGUGUGGAAACCUUGAAUGCCAAGAAGCUGUCCUUGUUAAUCCAGAUGGGACAGUCAAGAAAUGCAGCCUGUGUAACUUUGAGGCAUUCCCCCUAGGAUUUCCAGACCAGUUAAAGACUGUCGAGCAGCAGUGCAUAGCCAAACUGUCAGCAGCUGAGAAGAUCAUGAGCUUUGGCAAUUGGCAAAAGGUCUUGGAGCUGAGCGAGCAGUGCUUGGCGCUACAAAAGGGCAACCUACACCCCUACCACCACCUGGUAGUGGAAACACUCCACUAUGCCAUGGAUUCUUGCAUUCACCUAGAAAAAUGGGAACAGGCUUUGGAGUAUGGUCGACGUUCCAUUGCACAUCUGGAGUUCCAUUGCCCUGGUAACAAUGCAACCGCAGCCAUUCAACUGAUGAGGGUGGGGAAGCUUCAGCAAUAUUUGAAGAUGGUUGCAGAGGCAAUGAAGAAUCUUCACAAGGCAGAGAAAAUUCUGCUAAUAACACAUGGUGCAGAUCACCCGCUGUGCGUCCAGCUCAAGGAAAUGAUCGCUGCGUGCACGUUAGAGCGGCGACAGGUGGCACGGCUUGAGUCCAUCGAGGAGGCAGAACCAGACCAAGAAACGGAAGAGAAAGAAGAAGCCAGCAAAUCAGCAAUAGAGCAAAAGGAAGAGAAGGAGCCCAAGGAAGAGACCAAAGAGGACAAGAACAAAGCUACGAUCAAAGAAGGAGAGCCAAGCAAGGCUAAAACAGGAGAGAAGGAAGGAAAAACCGAGCCCCCAAAAGAACCAAAAGUUAAAUCUGCCACUGCAACUUUUGCAGACAAGACUGAUUGAAAAAUACAUGUUACGUGUUUGCUGCCAAUACAAAUUCCUCAUCUGAUAUCUUCACCUGGCAUGAGACAACUGCCGCUUGAAUGCAACAGGGGCCAUACCACAAAUUCUUGGAAGCAUUUCGUUCAAUGUGAUGGUAAAUAAUAUUGAAAAUUAAUCUUCGAUUUUCACUUGCUUGGCCUGUGUACGGAUUGGAAGAGUUUAACGUUGUGGACUUUUUUGACCAAAUAUACCUCUUAAUUAGAAUCUUGUUGGUAUGAAGUGCUGAUUAUGUCGUGUCAUUGAUAAAAAUGGUCUCGUGUUGGGGAAAAUGUGGCAUUUGUAACGUAAUUUUGUUUCACAAGUGUCGUUGGUAUUUAGUUCUGCGUGAGUGCAAAACAUUUUUUGCCACGACUGAAAGAUUGACGUAUGUGCGACAGUUACUUUUGCCUUAUCCUGCCUUUGCCUGUCCCUUUGCAGAACAAAACAUUUAAUUCAACAAAACCUGACAAAGCUGUUUCACUGUCAGAGAAAUGCCCCGGUAAUGUCACUUCUUCCAAAGUGUUUUGUAACAAAUGUGACAAUUUAUUGAAUUUUCAGUGCAAUGUCUUUAAGCUUGAGCUGAAGAUUGUAUAUAAUGUCGAACCAGAAAGUCCAACUAACCGUUACUUGUAUUCAAGAUCUUGAUAAUAUGACUCGGUGUAUUUACCAUGUUCAUGCUGAAGGAAACCAAUAUCAUAGCUAAUAAUUUGAAAUGGAAAAAAUUCAAGAGUCAAAAACUUACAUUCUGUUGUCUGAAGCAGUAGGUUGGUGCAUUAGGGUGAUGUAAUCGUCAACAGUUUAUAGCAGUGCAUGUAAUUUAACAAAAAGGAACAACCGUAAAAUGUAUGCACAAUCAAACCUCGUUAAUAAGAGCACUGUUAAUUCAAGAUUCUGCUUAUAACAAGGAAAUUUUUAGUUCCCCAUCUGAUAAUA